AUGGAAAAGUACACUGCCUUUGGAGGAGAAAAUGUGAACCCAGCUUAUGAGGAGUCGACGGACAAGCCGCCGCUUUAUGAAGAGACAUCCUUCUCAGGCGCUGCUGGGAAUGGUUUCCAAAAUGGAAGCAGGCCCGAGCGCAGGGAGGGUAGAAUUUCGGUCAUCAGUGCCUUUGGUCACAACACGUUGGACAGGGUGCCCCGUAUCGAGUUCUACCGCAACGCAGGCAGUCUCAGUGGGCACCGGGCCAUAAGACCCUCCCUGCAGGAACUCCACAAUGUCUUCCAAAAGAAUGAUGUCCUGGCAACUCCAGACUCUGUGGCUGAGAUGGAUGAGAGUGAGGGGACCCCCAAUGACGAUGUGGAGUCAGUCAUUCUGGAGGAGAACAAAGGUGGAAUGGUUAAAUUUGGCUGGAUCACCGGUGUACUGGUAAGAUGUAUGCUGAACAUUUGGGGAGUGAUGCUUUUCAUCCGCCUUUCAUGGGUGUUUGGUCAGGCCGGUACUGGUCUGGGAAUUGUGGUCAUUCUCCUCAGUGUUGUGGUGACCAUCGUCACAGGACUCUCAAUGUCUGCCAUCUGUACCAAUGGAGUGGUCAGGGGAGGGGGAGCAUACUACCUCAUCUCCCGCAGUUUAGGACCGGAGUUUGGCGGGUCGAUCGGCCUGAUUUUUGCAUUCGCCAAUGCUGUGGCAGUGGCCAUGUAUGUGGUCGGGUUCGCAGAGACAGUGGUGGAUCUUCUGAAGGAGAACAAUGCCAUAAUGGUGGACGACAUGAAUGACAUCCGAAUCAUUGGAUGCAUUACAGUUGUUUUGCUUUUGGGGAUCUCAGUGGCUGGAAUGGAGUGGGAGGCUAAGGCCCAGAUUAUCCUGCUGAUUAUCUUGCUGGUGGCCAUUGUAAAUGUGUUUGUAGGGACAUUCAUUCCGGCCACACAAGCCAAGAGAUCCAAAGGCUUCUUCAAUUAUCAUGCAUCUAUAUUGAGAGAAAACUUUACGCCGGACUUCCGAGAUGGAGAGACAUUUUUUUCUGUCUUUGCAAUCUUCUUCCCUGCAGCCACAGGCAUUCUAGCAGGUGCAAACAUCUCUGGGGAUCUGAAGGAUGCCCAGGCUGCGAUUCCCAAAGGAACCCUGCUUGCUAUCGUUAUCACUGCAAUCACAUAUCUGGCUGUGGCCCUCUGCGUCUCUGCAACUGUAGUGCGUGAUGCAACUGGCAAUGUCAACAACACCAUCGCAGCUGAGGCUAGCUGUAAUUUUUCAGUCGCCUGUGAUUUUGGAUAUGACUUUUCAUCCUGCAAGGAGGGGGGCUGUACAUUUGGCCUCAUGAAUAACUUCCAGGUGAUGACCAUGGUGUCUGGUUUCGGCCCACUGAUCACAGCAGGAACGUUCUCUGCUACCCUUUCCUCUGCUCUUGCUUCACUGGUUAGUGCACCCAAAGUCUUCCAGGCCUUGUGCAAAGACAAUAUUUACAAGGCGCUGGGCUUCUUUGCCAAAGGACAUGGCAGAAACAACGAGCCCCUCCGCGGAUACGUCCUCACUUUCUUCAUCGCUGUGGCUUUCAUUUUGAUAGCCGAACUCAAUGUCAUCGCUCCCAUUAUUUCCAACUUCUUCUUGGCCUCCUACGCUCUCAUCAACUUCUCCUGUUUCCAUGCCUCUUAUGCUAAAUCACCAGGGUGGAGGCCUGGCUACAGAUUCUACAACAUGUGGCUGUCUCUGUUCGGAGCGGUGCUGUGCUGCGCCGUGAUGUUCGUCAUCAACUGGUGGGCAGCGCUGCUCACGUAUGCCAUUGAGAUCUUCCUCUACGUCUAUGUCACUGUGAAAAAACCAGAUGUUAACUGGGGCUCCUCAACCCAGGCAGUGACGUUUGUACAUGCCAUGAACAAUGCACUGAGUUUAACCAAAAUAGAUGAACACGUCAAGAAUUUCAGGCCACAGUGCAUUGUGCUGACUGGUGCACCCAACACAAGACCAGCUCUUCUUGACAUUGCGCACUCCUUCUCCAAGAACUAUGGGCUAUGCCUCACCUGCCAAGUGUUCUUGGGGCUGAAGACAGAUAUGAUCCAGGAAAUUAACAUAGGCAUGGAGAAUCACCAAGCCUGGCUCAACAAGAAAAAACGCAAAGCCUUCUACGCAGCAGUGGCCAGCGAUAGCUUCAGGGAAGGAGUUCAGAGCCUGCUGCAAGCUGCAGGCAUUGGCAGACUCAAACCAAAUACACUGGUGAUUGGGUUCAAGAAAGACUGGAAGAGAGCGAGUACAACGGAUGUUCAAAGCUAUGUUGGUGUGCUGCAUGAUGCAUUUGACUUAGAAUAUGGAAUCGUGGUGCUCAGGAUCGGCCAGGGACUCGACAUCACUCACAUUCUUCAGGCUGAAGAGGAAAUGGAGAGACUGACAUUAGAACAGCAGUCCUUGGAGAGGAUGGAUUCCCAAGAUGGGGGUGGUAAAGGGCUAUUCAAAUGGUCCAGGAAAUCCUCAAAGCAAGUUCUUACAAAAGCUUCAGUGAUUUCACCUCAGUCUGCCCAGGCAGCUAAAGUUAGCCCGAGGCUGGUGGAGUCCAGCACUCAGUUCCAGAAGAGACAGGCCAAAGGCACCAUUGAUGUGUGGUGGCUCUUCGACGAUGGAGGCCUGACACUCCUAAUCCCCUACAUCCUGACCACACGCAGGAAAUGGAGGGACUGCAAGAUGAGGAUCUUCAUUGCAGGGCAGACUGACCGCAUUGAACAAGACAGAGCAGAAAUGGAGUCCCUUCUGUCAAAAUUCAGAAUCAAAUGCAGUGACAUUAACAUCAUUAGUGACAUCAACACGAAACCAAGUUCAGAGAGCUGGAGAACAUUUGAGGACAUGAUUAAGCCAUUCCGCCUUCAUGAGGGCACCAAAGACAUGGCUAGUGCUGAUUCAAUGAGGAAGGACAGCCAAUGGAAGAUCACUGAUGCCGAAAUGGAGAUAUUGGAAGAGAAGACACGCCUGCAGGUCCGGUUGAAUGAACUGCUCCAGGAGAACUCAAGAGCAGCUAACCUCAUCAUUGUGAGCAUGCCCAUUGCUCGGAAAGGGGCCGUUUCUGACCACCUCUACAUGGCCUGGCUGGACAUCCUCACUAAGAACCUUCCACCCACCCUGCUGAUCAGAGGAAAUCACAAGAGCGUACUGACAUUCUACUCUUAA
Molecule: messenger RNA, 3150 nt
Organism: Conger conger (European conger)
Lineage: Eukaryota; Metazoa; Chordata; Actinopteri; Anguilliformes; Congridae
Product: solute carrier family 12 member 1-like
Exons: 26
Coding region: 1-3150 (1049 amino acids)
Biological process (GO): cell volume homeostasis; sodium ion transmembrane transport; chloride transmembrane transport
Cellular component (GO): membrane
Molecular function (GO): sodium:potassium:chloride symporter activity
Source: RefSeq, a predicted model, not a curated record